Messenger RNA from Salmo salar (Atlantic salmon), 1962 nucleotides. Its product is annotated as phospholysine phosphohistidine inorganic pyrophosphate phosphatase. Gene Ontology annotation, cellular component: cytoplasm; cytosol. Gene Ontology annotation, biological process: dephosphorylation. NCBI's taxonomy places the organism in Eukaryota, Metazoa, Chordata, Actinopteri, Salmoniformes, Salmonidae. Gene Ontology annotation, molecular function: inorganic diphosphate phosphatase activity; phosphatase activity. The record is from RefSeq and is a predicted model, not a curated record.
GCCAGAAGUAGAAGAAGAAGAAUCAGCUCUUUCACUGUGUCACUUUUUUCGUCAUGGCAGUUACCAGCUGGGAAGACUCUGUCAAAAGUUUGAAAGGUGUGAUUUUAGACAUGUGCGGCGUGUUAUAUGAUGCUGGAGAAGACGGCGGCUCUCCAAUUCCAGGCUCCGUAGAAGCGGUGAAAAGGCUAAAGGCCUCGGACCUACAGCUGCGUUUCUGUACCAACGAGACCCAGGCCACACGGGAGGUGUUUGUAGCCAAGCUGCAGAGGAUGGGCUUUGAUAUCUCUGUGUGUGAGGUGUUCUCCCCAGCCCCGGCUGCCGUGGCUGUCCUGAAGGAGAGGGGGCUACGACCCCACCUCCUGGUCUACGAUGGUGUCGUCCCUGAGUUCGACAGCGUUGAGAAGACCAACCCAAACUGUGUUGUCAUAGGAGACGCAGCAGAGAAGUUCUCCUACCGGAACCUCAACGAUGCCUUCAGAGUUCUCAUAGCGCUGGAGAAACCAGUACUGUUCUCUCUGGGCCGAGGGAAGUACUACAAAGAGGAUGAUGGCUUGAAACUGGAUGUUGGGGUUUACAUGAAGGCAUUGGAGUAUGCCUGCGAUGUAGAAGCUGAGGUCAUUGGGAAGCCAGACCCCAUGUUCUUUCAGAAAGUUCUGGAUGACAUGGGGAUUCAGUCACACCAGACUCUGAUGAUUGGUGAUGAUCUGGUGAAUGAUGUUGGCGGGGCGCAACACUGUGGAAUGAAGGGUGUCCAAGUGAGGACAGGAAAAUACAGGCCCAGUGAUGAGAAGCACCCAACAGUAACAGCUGAUGGCUAUGUGGACAACCUGGCGGAGGCUGUGGAAACCAUCCUGAAGCUCCGGGGCCAGUGAGGAGAGGACCAGGAAGAACCACCUUCACCACCACAAUACACCACACACACACAACUACUCAUUACUCUAGUACGAUCUGACAACAGGGAGUAACCCACUAACAUAGAGAGCCAUGGAGAGAUAGAGCCAUGUUGGAGCCAAGAUGGAGGAGAUAGAAGAACACAGUCUUAGAGGAGAUAGAGCCAAGAUGGAGGAGAUAGAAGAACACAGUCUUAGAGGAGAUAGAGCCAUGUUGGAGCCAAGAUGGAGGAGAUAGAAGAACACAGUCUUAGAGGAGAUAGAGCCAUGUUGGAGCCAAGAUGGAGGAGAUAGAAGAACACAGUCUUAGAGGAGAUAGAGCCAUGUUGGAGCCAAGAUGGAGGAGAUAGAAGACCACAGUCUUAGAGGAGAUAGAGCCAAGAUGGAGGAGAUAGAAGAACACAGUCUUAGAGGAGAUAGAAGUUAAUGACCUCAUGGUCAGAGGGCAGCUAGUUAGGUAAGUUAAUAACAUCAUGGUCAGAGGGUAACUAGUUAGGUAAGUUAAUAACAUAAUGUUUACCUGAAGGUGCCAAAAGCAUGUAGCCUCUUUACACACUGAAGGAAGAAAGAAAGACAGACAGACAGACAGACAGACAGACAGACAGACAGACAGACAGACAGACAGACAGACAGACAGACAGACAGACAGACAGACAGACAGACAGACAGACAGACAGACAGACAGACAGACAGACAGGGUGUUAAGAGUAUAAUGAAAACCAUCCUAUAUUUUACACAGUCAACUGCUUUAAAGUAUCAGCCAAUCAGCAACCCACCAGGUACAGCCCCACAGCUCUGAGGAGUCUGUCUACACACUGGGACACCAUUACUGUAAUAAAAACCUGAGAUGGACUUGGUCUAUAGUGGACUGGGUCUAUAGUGGACUGGGUCUAGUGGACUGGGUCUAUAGUGGACUGGGUCUAUGUACUGUGGAUUUAGCUGAAUAAGUUAAAUGUUUUGGAUGUUGAUUUUCUCAUUUCUAAUAAUGAAACAUUGUAACAUGUAUAACAUUCAGACUAGAGGUUAGGACUUUGAUAAGGACGUUGUGCAAUAAAAAUCCCUGAUCCACUAA